GUAUAUAAAGUCCUCCGAAGACUAAGAGAUAUAGGCCUCAACCUAGACCUUAAGAAAUAUAUAUUUAUAGUAAAGGAAGUUAAGUAUCUAGAGUAUAUUGUAGAAGUAGAGGUCUAUAUUCACCUUAACCCUAAGAAGAUUAAGGCUAUCUAUAACUUCCUAGGAUUUACUAAUUUCUAUUGUAACUUUAUCCCUAACUUCUCU
This is a messenger RNA of Thermothielavioides terrestris NRRL 8126, 204 nucleotides long. RefSeq lists its product as uncharacterized. Lineage: Eukaryota; Fungi; Ascomycota; Sordariomycetes; Sordariales; Chaetomiaceae. The annotation marks the transcript as partial. The transcript is spliced from 2 exons. The record is from RefSeq and is a predicted model, not a curated record.